Messenger RNA from Procambarus clarkii (red swamp crayfish), 2779 nucleotides. RefSeq names its product serine hydroxymethyltransferase, mitochondrial. Gene Ontology annotation, cellular component: mitochondrial inner membrane; cytoplasm; BRISC complex. Gene Ontology annotation, molecular function: pyridoxal phosphate binding; cobalt ion binding; glycine hydroxymethyltransferase activity. The record is from RefSeq and is a predicted model, not a curated record. NCBI's taxonomy places the organism in Eukaryota, Metazoa, Arthropoda, Malacostraca, Decapoda, Cambaridae. Gene Ontology annotation, biological process: regulation of oxidative phosphorylation; L-serine catabolic process; folic acid metabolic process.
ACGAAAAUGUCAUUGAAGGAAUGCUUGGAGGAAAGCAGCCUCAGUGUGCUUCAGCACUAGUAAAGGACGGGAGUGGUUGUGCAGCGUGGCCUUAACACCAUAAUUUGUGGAAAUAUGUUGGCCUGGAGGGUAACAUCUCGCCUCCUGCCAGUGGUGAGGCCGAAAAAUGUGCAGUGGCUAGUAGUGGGUAGCCGUUGGUCAUCUGGCCUCACUGGUAAUGAAACCAUGGCCGAGGAUGAUCCAGAGAUGUGGCAGCUUGUGCAGGAGGAAAAAUUUCGCCAGAAACGUGGCCUUGAGCUCAUCGCAUCUGAAAACUUCUGCACACGUUCAGGGCUGGAAGCUCUAGGGUCCUGCCUCAACAACAAAUACUCUGAGGGCUAUCCUGGCCAGAGGUACUAUGGUGGUACAGAUGUUAUAGACAAGGUUGAAAGACUUUGUCAAGAGCGUGCCUUAAAUGCCUUCCGUCUGAAGCCAGAAGAUUGGGGGACUAAUGUUCAGCCAUAUUCAGGGUCCCCAGCCAACUUUGCUGUAUACACAGGUCUACUUAAACCACAUGAUCGCAUCAUGGGUCUUGACCUACCUGAAGGUGGACAUUUGACUCAUGGCUUCAUGACUGACAACAAAAGAAUAUCUGCAACUUCUAUCUUCUUUGAGUCUAUGUCGUACAAGCUCAACCCUGCCUCAGGGCAGAUUGACUAUGACAAACUCCAUGAACAUGCUCGUCUCUUCCGGCCAAGAAUGAUCAUUGCAGGUGCCAGCGCUUAUGCAAGACUAAUUGACUACAAGAGAAUGAGAGAGAUUGCAGAUGAGGUGAAGGCCAUUUUGUUGGCAGAUAUGGCACACAUCUCUGGUCUGGUGGCAGCUGAUUUAAUUCCCUCACCAUUUGACCAUUGCCAUGUUGUUACGUCUACUACACACAAAACUCUACGGGGACCCAGGUCUGGUCUGAUAUUCUUCCGUCGUGGAAUAAAGUCGGUAGACAAGAAAACUGGAAAACCAAUAUUGUAUGACCUGGAACAACGCAUUAACUCUGCUCUCUUUCCCGGACUGCAGGGUGGACCCCACAACCAUGCUAUUGCUGCUGUUGCCGUAGCGCUUAGACAGGCUACAACCCCAGAAUUCAAAAAAUAUCAAGAACAGGUGAUGAGCAAUUGUCGGACAAUGGCAGAUGAACUGCUGAAGUACGGCUACAACUUGGUCUCUGGUGGAACUGACAACCAUUUGAUCCUGGUAGAUCUUCGGCCAAAAGGUCUGGAUGGUGCAAGGGUAGAGAGUGUGUGCAACAUGUGUAAUAUCACUGUCAACAAGAACUCUGUUCCUGGGGAUAAGAGUGCUCUUACCCCUGGUGGGCUCAGGCUAGGAACCCCAGCACUCACAUCACGUAAUUUCAAGAAUGAAGAAUUUAAGUAUGUUGUUGAGCUCUUGGACCGAGCCUGCUGCAUUGCCCUUGAUGCAAAGAAAAAAUCUGGAAAGAAACUUUCAGAUUUUAAAGCAAUAAUUGUAAAUGAUGUAGAAAUCAAGACAAAAAUUGAAGCCUUACAAGCUGAAGUUAAUGAAUUUUCGUUGAAAUUCCCAAUGCCUGGGUUUGACGACCAUUAAUUUGUUCUUAUCAAUGUUGAGAGCUUUGGGUGGUAAAAAAGUGUCAAUAUGAGGGAAAACACAUUAGUCUGAAAAUUAAUAAAUAAUAUUGGUUUGUCACAGCCAGCCUUAAUGCAGUGUCUGCAUAAAUUUUGACCUUAAAGAUUUAUAGUAACGCUUUGGGCGAGCGAGCGCCAAACCACCCGUAGGUGGACCAGGCAUUCCACGUGAGCGCGCGAUAAUACUGAAAAGUGUAUGAUCUUUUCAAUUUUGUCACCUUAAUUCUUAUCAAAGAUUUUUAAUUUUAUUAUCAAUGUGUUUGCAAUAGAAUUCCCUGCAGGAGUACUGUCUAUGCACAAUGUCCAAAACCGCAGUGCAUCCCACCUACAGCCAAGCCAAAGGUUUUGAAAUUUUUGACGCUCCGAUGCGUCAUUCCGGCACAUUCGUCUAAUAAAUUUUUGUUGCCAUAUUGCGUCGUCCCCAAGCGAAAGUGUUAAGCUGCAGUGAAGAAAGAUGUACUGUGAACACAUUUAUGUUAAUGAGGAAAUUAUGUAGUUUAUGAAAAGCUAUUCCCCCAGGACUUUGAAGCAUAACAAAUACGUCAAAUUAAAGAUUUAACAUCAUUGCAGAAAGAAAUGGCAAGUGCAGCUUCAACUUCAGUUGUUUCACAGCAAACACAGCGAAACUACGACGUUCGAACAACCAAUAUAGCAAGUUGUAACGUUCUAAUACGUCAAACACGUUAAGCCAAGAUGUAACAACUUUAUUACAAGUUGUAACAAGCAGAAAAUAGUGACUGUUACGGUUUGUGUUUCCAGGGUUUCUAAUACAGUAUAAAGUUCCUUGUGCAAUUGUGUUAUUGACUAGCUGUGGCUGUCUGGUUAAAUGGAAAGAAGAGAGAGAGAGUGCACAUUUCUAAUAUAUUCAAUUUCACAAUGCUUGUGGGUAUACAAUAUAUUUUGUUGUUCCAUUGUCUGUGGAGAUAGAGAUUGUCUGGUUUGCCAACUCUAGAACUCCCAUCAUUACCCCCUCCCCACCAUCACCAUCCCGUCAAAUAACUGUUUGGUAAUUUGUUUGAAAUUUUUUUCUUUAAAUUUCAUACAUUUGAACUUCAUACAAAGUUCGUUCAUUGAGACGGUGGCCAGUGUGUGGCAAUUUUCCCAUAAAUGUUCAUUGUUAAUUAUUAAACCUUUAAAACCGA